Messenger RNA from Varanus komodoensis (Komodo dragon), 1458 nucleotides. It is a transcript of the gene ETV2, whose product is annotated as ETS variant transcription factor 2. Gene Ontology annotation, cellular component: nucleus. Bases 1 to 1020 code for a protein of 339 amino acids. Gene Ontology annotation, molecular function: DNA-binding transcription factor activity, RNA polymerase II-specific; sequence-specific DNA binding. Gene Ontology annotation, biological process: regulation of transcription by RNA polymerase II; cell differentiation. NCBI's taxonomy places the organism in Eukaryota, Metazoa, Chordata, Lepidosauria, Squamata, Varanidae. The record is from RefSeq and is a predicted model, not a curated record. The transcript is spliced from 7 exons.
AUGGAUCCUCGGCACCAGUGUUGGAUGGAGCCCCCCCUGCAGAUGGUACCAACUGGGGCAGAGACCGAAGUAUCAGAUUUUAUGGAAGAUUACCGGAAGAUUUUUCAAGAAGAUGAUUUCAGCACUGUAGAUUCCUGGUUUCUGCCAGAAAAUGAGAUGGACCAGCAGCUGCCAAGCUGGACUGGCAGGAGUUUCCUAGCCGAACUUGAAGGGUUUGACAAAGAAACGCCAUUCUACUACACAGCUGGCUUGAAAGGUUUCCCUGAGUACACAAGCACCACAGUGGAGUUGACACAAGACUCUUCCUGCUUGGAUUACAGGGGAAUGUAUAACAGAGCCUCUAGGCCUCCUGCACUCCAUCCGGACGGUGUCCUGACAAGCCCCGAGGACUGCUGCCACGGGGCCCACCUGGAGCCCGCACCGUCUCCUGCGUACCUCUCCUCGGAAGAACAGCAAGCUCCAUCCCAGCCGCUGCCUGGAGGUCAGCAGGACGAGCAAGAGGCAGGACAAGCCUUUCUGAGGGCCAAGGAAUUCUAUAACUGGAAAACUGUGCCUGGCCCAGCCGCUCUCAGCCAGCCUAGUAUCUCAGAUGGCGAUUUGUGUCAAUGUGAGUCACCACUCAGGAUCCAGAGAAAAAGGGCAUUAAGAGGCUGGAUUGACACCCAUGUCGCCAACACUUCUCAUACAGAUCGGACAGGUUCUGGUCCCAUCCAGCUGUGGCGUUUUCUGCUGGAACUGCUCCAGGAUGGUUCGUGCCAGGCGUUCAUCUGCUGGACAGGGAAUGACUGGGAGUUUAAACUGUGUGACCCCCACGAGGUGGCAAGGCGCUGGGGUAAGCGGAAGAACAAGCCCCGCAUGACCUACGAAAAACUGAGCCGGGGGCUGCGCUAUUACUAUCAUAAGAACAUCAUUCACAAGACCAGUGGGCAGCGCUAUGUGUACCGCUUUGUCUGUGACAUCCACAGCCUGCUGGGAGAACUGGCUGAGAAGCUGCUAAGCCAGAGAAUAUCAACACCAUAAAAGGGGGUCUACGGGAGAAGCACGGCAGCUGUUCUGCGGACUUUUCCAGCUCCUUCAGCUUAGUCUAACAGCAAGGCGGACAAGUCUGUGCGAUGUUGGUGCCCCCGUUCCCCCACCCGCCAGCUGGAGCUGCUGCUGACCAGGGUUAACAGGAGCUGCAAGGAGACAGGCUGGUCGCCGGCACGCGCACACUGGAGCUCUGGCAGAAUUCGGCAGAGAGAGAUGGGGAGUUGUCUUUUCCCAUCCAAGCAGCAGUUAGUGGGGCUGCGAAGACUUCAGCUGCACACGCUGGCAGGACUUCAUCGGAAACAGACUGCCUGGAUAGCUAAAUACACCCUUUCUUUAGGCAAGUGUAAUUUUGGGGGGUUUAUGGAUGUGUGAACGUGCAGACACAUGAAAAUGCGUUGUCUCCCUUGCUCAACUUUUUAACCCAUUAAA